UCGUGGCCACCAGCGAGUGGCAAGGGCGCAACCAGUGAUAAAGAUUGAAGUCUACAGUCGGCAGCCCGGUUGUGGACAAUGUCCUUGCACGUUGGCCUCCCAUGCCUAGAUGAAGGUUCUAAGCCCUAGGUGCUCUCCUCCUUGGCGUCGGAUCUAACUUGCCGGAGAGUGUUCAAUCAUGGAUGGUUGGUUUAAUUACUUUCUUGAGUUGUCAGCCGCUAACGGACGAAGUAUAUUUUGCAAGUACAAAGGAAACUUCGGAGAAGAUCAAGGCCAAGAACAAAGUGACCAUGUUGCAGGCCAAGAACAAAGUGACCAUGUUGCAGGCAAGGUCAUCUAUAUUCAUGAUUUUUUCCUUGAUAGUUCUGUUUCGAGAGAUGGGGCAUGUAUGGAUUGAGGAGGUCAAGAAGUUGGCAUAUUGGCAAUAUAUUAAUUUCAAGCAACAAGGGAGAUCCAAAAUGGAUAUCCGCCUUGGGCUCUACUCUGGGAUCGCGUCUGCAAUGUUGAGCCACGCCCGGAGGUACACUGGUGGCAUUCACCGUGGUCAGUCUGACCCCUGGCAAGGUGUCAACACUAGCGAUCUCGCCAUCUCUCUACCAUCCCGAGCAGAUACUUCUAUUUUGUGUUGCGGCUAUAUUAUAUGAAUAUAUUAUGUCCAAGAGAUAUGUGGUGCGGGGAGUCGCUGUUGCAGUACAUGGAAAAAUGAUCUUCCUUUACUUCAUGAUUAGGUAUUCUUUCCCAUGGAUCAUAAAUAGCUCGGGAUUUUCUCCUUUGCGUCCGGCUUUAUUCUUAUGCAGUUCAUCUCUUUUUUGUUGCGCCCUUUAUGUAAAUAUGUACAAAAUAUAUAAUUGUGAUC
Lolium rigidum is the source of this 856-nucleotide messenger RNA. RefSeq lists its product as uncharacterized. Bases 183 to 644 code for a protein of 153 amino acids. The transcript is spliced from 7 exons. The record is from RefSeq and is a predicted model, not a curated record. NCBI's taxonomy places the organism in Eukaryota, Viridiplantae, Streptophyta, Magnoliopsida, Poales, Poaceae.